Echinostoma caproni is the source of this 201-nucleotide messenger RNA. Lineage: Eukaryota; Metazoa; Platyhelminthes; Trematoda; Plagiorchiida; Echinostomatidae. The record is from the annotation of a GenBank genome assembly.
AUGGCCAUCGCCUCUUGUCGAAAUCUGUUGUUCGGCAAGGUUCCAGAAGAGCCGAAUGAACCAAUACUGGCCAUCUGGAAUAUCGCUGCUGCCUUGCAGUUCGCGCUUGGUUGCGCAAAGGCUAGAGUGCACCCUCAGACAAUGCCUACUCUGGGCCGGGCGACCGAGUAUUACAACAGCCCACAACGCCAGCAGCGAUGA